This is a messenger RNA of Linum trigynum, 1635 nucleotides long. Lineage: Eukaryota; Viridiplantae; Streptophyta; Magnoliopsida; Malpighiales; Linaceae. The record is from the annotation of a GenBank genome assembly.
CUGAACAUACUUCUGUGACAAAAGUUGUAGUCUUUGAUUACGCAAAUUCAGAAAUAUAAUUUACAGUGAUCGAAUUGCGGAGCACAAAGUUAUGAUUGUGCAAAGUUUGGCAAAAUUAUAAAACGAUUCGUUUUGGAUAGCAAAUCGCCUUUUUGGCGAUGAACGCGGACCAUACUGCAUAGGCAGUUUGUGUUAUCAUCGAACAUUUGAAAAAGUUACGCAGAACAAAAAAAAUAGGGUUAAUAUUUUCGUAUGGCCUGAACUUUUACCAAAAUAAACAUCCUGGCCAAUCUUUUCGAUCUAUAACAUCCUGGCCCGAACUAUACACCAAAAUAAACAAUUUGGCCAGAACCGACUUUUGACCGUUAACUUGGACGGUCAAACGCGUUGACUAACGGUCAACGCACCACCUCACUGCCAAGUCAACAAUUUUCACUUAAAUUAUUUUACAAUUUCCACCUAUUAUCAUUUUUUUAUAUUUUGAACGCCAAAAAAAAGUUAAACAAAAAUAAAUCAAAUUAAAAAAAUAAACUCUUCAUCCCCUCUCUGAUCCCUUUCACUCCCCGCUGUCAUCUGUUCUCCAAAAAUCAUCUUCUGUUUAUCCUUCUUCCAUCACAAUCAACUGUAAAUGCCCCAAGUGUAAAGUCCAAUCCAUCUCCCCCGUCACCGCACCAGAGAACCUGGGUGAUUAUCCCCAAAAUUCCCAAAUCGUAAAUCAAAUAAAAUCUGAAGUCCAAACCUUUACUCGUCAUCAUCAUCGCCAAACGGAGGGAAAUGAAAAGAUUGGAUAAUGGUGAGCUUCCCUCCAUCCAUGGCGGCGAGUGCGAAAAUGGUGGUACCAAGGUCGAUUCCACAACUUUUCGCUCACCGCCCUUAGUGGAUCGUAGCUCCUCUGCCCUCUUUCGCUUGCUCCCGCUGCCGUCGUCGAGCCCCAGGGGAGGAAGGAAUCAGGCUCACCGACAAACUAGCAACAGCAAGAGGCCCGCCGCCGGGCUCGAGAAGAGGCAAUCGAGCGGGAGUGCGGGCGAAUGAGCCGGAGUGAGGGAUAACAUAGAGGGAUUCAUUAUCCUCUUUGAUCCCGAUCAACUGAUUGAGGACCUCUCUCUCGUUCAAAUCACGGAUCUAGGGUUUCAAGUUCUCAAAUCGUCGCCGAGUUCCUGGAUCCAAUGGCAAUGGAGUCGUCGGAUGGGGAAGAUGAAGGGAAAUUACGGGAGGAAGCCAUCAUCUGGUUGUGGUGGACGACCUGAGAGAGCUGGUGAACAUUCAAUUCCAUUUGGAGAGGAGACAACAACAGGGAGUGAAAGGGAUCAGAGAGGAUGGAAGGGUUUGUUUUUUAUUUUGUUUAAUUUUAGUUUUUAUUUUGUUCAAAAUGUCAAAGAAAAAUGAUAAUAGGUGGAAAUUGUAAAAAUAUUUAAGUGAAAAUUGUUGACUUGGCAGUGACGUGGCGCGUUGACUGUUAGUCAACGCGUUUGACCGUCCAAGUUAACGGUCAAAAGUCGGUUCUGGCCAAAUUGUUUAUUUUGGUGUAUAGUUCGGGCCAGGAUGUUAUAGAUCGAAAAGAUUGGCCAGGAUGUUUAUUUUGGUCAAAGUUCAGGCCAUACGAAAAUAUUAACCCAAAAAAAUAUGACUAAAAAU